CUUUUUGUCCUCGCUGCUGUGGUCAGGCUUGUUAGCUGCCAGACCACAGCCAGCGUUGAUACUGGUAGCCUCGACCAGUCAACAAAGGACUCGUGGUGUCAAUCGCAAACCUCAUCUUGCCCGCUCAUCUGUCUACAGCUCCCUGGAGCAACGGGAAACACCAAGGAGAACAGUUGCAACGCAAAAACCCUCGACUACAGCUGUGUCUGUAGUAACGGCUUGUCUCCCAAUGCUUCUCAGUAUUCCUUGACCAUUCCAUACUUCCUCUGCACGGAAGCGAACAACGAAUGCGUGAAUAACUGCAAUGGCGGGGAUUCUUCGUGCCAGUCUGCCUGUCGCACUAAGAAUCCUUGCGGAGCCCAGAACCCCAAGCGUGUCAAUACUACAGCCUCUGCGACUCCUACUGCAACCAGCUCCGCCUCUGCUACCGAUGUUGUUUACAACGGCUUUGGGGCUACGUCGACUGGUAGUUCUGAAAAAGGAAUGGCUUCAAAAGCCCUGGCUAUCAACCUUGGCCAGGUCUAUGGGCUUUUCGUCGUUAUGGGUGGAUUCCUUGUCGGUUUUACAACGCUGCUGUAG
This is a messenger RNA of Aspergillus wentii DTO 134E9, 579 nucleotides long. RefSeq lists its product as uncharacterized. The annotation marks the transcript as partial. The record is from RefSeq and is a predicted model, not a curated record. The transcript has 3 exons. NCBI's taxonomy places the organism in Eukaryota, Fungi, Ascomycota, Eurotiomycetes, Eurotiales, Aspergillaceae.